AAAUUGUAAACAAACGAGAAAAUGUAUUUUUCUUAUUUUCUUGAUUUUUAUUUCUAUACAUUUUUAUUUUAAAAAAGAGCUAACCUCCACCUAACUAUUCUAGGAUGGCGUGUACCGAAAUUAUGUCAACAUACAUAAAGAAGUUGAGUCAUCCACUAAAAGAAAUACGUGAGCGUUCUCUGCAGCUACUUGUAGCCAAGUUACGAUUAGGCUGGGAGUUGGAGGAUGAGCUGGGUGGGACUCGAGAACUGCUGGAGGCUUUAUUGGCUUGGUUUGAAGUACAGCAACCAACCUUACAGCGAGAGGCACUUCAAUUACUUCUGUCUACUAUCAAGACAAAAGCAGGCACUUACAUAGCAAGAGAGUUUGGUGUUAAAAAAAUGAUAUUUUCUUUAAAUAAAGUCAAAUUAAAAAUAAGUGCAGAUGCUAUGGAGUUGUAUCAUGAUGUUCUAGAAACACUUAGGUUCCUUAAUACGGUGGAGUCUGAAGAAAAUGUGGCAGUUCCUCCUCUCACAUUGCAUUCAUUGGCUAAUUCAGAAAAUGAGGAUGGGUCCACAAGUAGUGGUUGCUACAAUGUGGGCUACACUUCUCAAUCUUCCAAGGGGACAUCUAGUACAAAUGAACAACCAGAGUUGCAUAUAAAUUAUUUAUUACAGCCUACAGAAGGUGUGAAGGUGUUGUUAUUUCCAUGGGUGGAGCUUUGCUCUUCUGACUCCAAGACCAUACUUUUAGUGGAGGAUGCCUUGAAACUGCUGAAGUCCACAAGAAGAUGUUGCAGAUUCAUUUGUGAUGUGUUUCUGCAAGACUUUCCUGCCGACAUUUUCCUUAACAGACCUUCUAUAAUACAGAGUUUGCUUACGAUAGCAGAUAGAGGGCAGCACAGUAGCCGACCAGGAGAUGCUCUGUAUGUGCUGCUGGCUAUCACCUGCACCCUGCGUACUCGUCUUCGACAGCUAUCUUCACUAGACCUGAUUCACGACGCUAAUAAGAUAUCAUUUGAACACAAAGACUCAAUAGACACUGUAAAUAUUGAGUUAGAGCAGUUGGCUGGAGACAGAUUAGACUUGCCCAGUGAGAAUGCGACGUUAGCGGCGUUGAAGCAACUCCCUGCGCCGAUAUUUGCCCUGGAUACAUUGAACACAGUACUAUCUAUAUUGGCUAGGAGUAUUGCAUUGGUAGACCCAGUAGAAAAAUCUGAGAUUCUAGAUUUACGAGAAUCAAACUUAUGUUUGAGCCUAGUAGAGAGCCUCGUACAACUUUUAUUGGAUUGCGUCGAUGAAGACUUUUGGUACAUAGAACACAAUUCUAAAACUUUAAGAGACAUAGCGCACAAAAGCUGUAUGGCGAUGCGAUCGCUGGGGGAUCUUCUGGCGAAAUACAGGAAAUCGUUCUCGGAGGACCCGAACAGGAGUCACCACCGCGUUUCAUGGUUGCGGCUGAUCUCUUGCGCGGAGAGACUGCUGUCGUGGGCACGGCACUCCGCUCUGCCGCCCUCGGGCCUCGCACUAGCGCUGCAACUCGCACUACUAGAUCCUGCAUUGGAACUGCUGUAUCCGGAGCUUUGUAAGAAAGUCUCCGCUGUUUUAAAGAACACAAAAGUAGUCGUAAACCAAGAUUACAAGAGUAAAUAUCGAGAGCUGAAGAAGCUAUUUGCCAGUAUGGAAGAGGCGGCUCACUUUAUGAAGAACAAAAAUGGUCGCAUAUCUAAAUCUGUUCUAGGACGGAUAAAAACAUCCCUACCCGUGCUAGAAUUACAUCUAAGCGAGGCUUACUUGAAUGAGAUAUCUGAUAUAAUCUUGAAUGGAAACAAGCAAUUCGAGUUGGAUGAUAAUGAUUGGAAUUUGAUAAGGAGUAUAGCAUUGACGUUAAUGGCACAUAGUAUAGAGUGGGUGCAGGUGAAGUUCUACAGAAUGGUAGCGGAUAUGGUUAGAUCCGUGUUGGCUGGGGACGAGGCGAACCAAGCUGAUAAUGAAAAGAGUCUUACACUAUUGUGUGAUGUUGGAGUGCUCACGGAGAUCUGUUGUCACGGUCUUUCGUCGAAAUUAAAGGAGGUGGAAUCUUGUGCUGCUGACAUAAUGCUAUACUUGCUGCGCGGUCGGCUGGUGCUGAGCGACUCGUGCUGGUGGCGCCUGCUGGCCAGCCUGUUGCCUGUCUUGCCGCUCCUACAUGUAUAUGCUAAUGAUGAGACGCAACUAGGGCAAGCGAUCUGCAAGUCGCUAGAGAGCGACAUUGCGGAGUGUCUCGGUGUGGCGCGGGCAGAAGUGCGCGCGGGGCUGGUGCGACUACUCUACGUGCGCUGCCCCGCCGUGCAGAUGGACGCUGCGCAUGCGCUGUGCCGUCUGUUAGAUGACGAGAAAUAUCUGCCACCGCGAGAGGCGCUACGCACAGACGUGUUGAUGGGCGCGCUGCUAGCUGUGGAGCCGCAAGAGUUUAACGUCGACUACAACCAUUCGCCAUCGAAAUGCACAUCUACAACCGGCCUAAUUCAAAUCUUAGACGUCCUGAAGCAGGACAUAGUACUAGAAGACGACAGUAUACCACAACGUCGUCCAUACAUGUCGCCGGCGCUGGAGCCGUCGCUGCGACGCAGCACGCUGCAACAACUAGCGGUCAUAUUGCGACAACAAGAGUUACAUGACACCUUCCUGCAGUGUGACGGGCUGAAAGUCAUUGUGGCUACCCUCAGGAUGUCAUUGAUGGUGGACGAUUACAUGGCGUUUCCGGAGUGUGCUAUCAGCUGCGUGUCAGUGUUGAACAGCGUGUGUUUCACCAGUCGACACGCUUUGGCCAAAAUAGCUGACCUGCCUUUACUUUUGUUGCGAGUGAUCCUAGUGUUCCCGGCGAAUGAGUCAGUGGUGCUGAUGGCAUCACAAGUUCUCGCCCUGACGGCGUGGUCGGGUUUCGCCCUGCAGGAGCUGGACGCGAGCAGGCACCGUGUGCCGGCGCUGCCGCUCAGCGUCACCGAGCACACGUCGCUACCAUUCGUCGCCAAUAGUUAUUGGAACACUAGUCCUAACUCUGAACAUUCUUCUAUUGAAUGGCUGCUAUCGGACGAAGACGUGCGCGCAGCCAUCCGCGUGCGCUGGUGGUGCGCAUGCGCGGGCAGCGCGCACGUGGUCCGCGGCGCCGCGCCGCCGCCCGCGCCGCUGGCGCUGCGCCCCACGUCGCGCGACCUGGCCGCCCUGCGCGCCGCCUGCCCCGCUUACUCCUGCACUAAACACCUGCUAGAUCUCGAGAACGCUACCUCGCAUAAACAGGUCGAUGAGGCGCUCAAUAUGCUGCAGAGCUACACCCACCUGCAAUCGCUAUCGUCAGUAACCAGCAAGGAGCUGGGCUCGCUGCCAUGGCAUCACACGCGGCGGUUCCUCUGCGCUCCCCCCGCCUCGUCCCGCGACACCGCGCUGCUCAUGUCUCUAUUACGGUUCAUACUCGCUUACAUGGAUAAUGUUCCAAGCGAUGCUGGAGCAAUGUUCUGGAUAAAAUCAUUAUUCAUAAGCAGCGACGCGACAGUAAUAUCUCUGCUUAGUCGCGACGAAUUCUACAUAGAACAAACACCGCAGGAGAGCAUUGAGAUCACUCAGCUACACAUAUAUAUAGUGAAGGUUAUAUUGAGAUGCAUCAAAUUGUUGGAGAACAAUAAUGACUACGACAAUAAUAAGAUGGAGAGCCUAGUCAAGAUACUCCUGGCGUGCCUACAUAGAGUCGAUCUGAAGAAUUUUCACAUGCUCGGAUACCUUAACGAGUUGGUGCGUUGCAUACGGUACGCUCUCAACUCCCGGUAUUGCAAGCUAUCUGAAGAGACGCUAGUGCAAUGCUUGAAGACCAUGGCAGCGACGCUAGCAGGGUGCGCAGCGGGCGGUGGGCGCAAAGGACAGGCAUGCAGACUAGAUGCGACACUUUCAUUGCUCGCUCUCCUAGCGCAGAUACACAAUGAACGCAUACCUGUGCAGAGAUGGAGCGAGGCGUGGAACUACGAGGUGGUGUGCGCGGUAGUGAAGAGCACGCGCGGCGCACGCGCAGAACUGCGCGCGGCGGCGCUGCACGUGAUGGCGGCGCUGGCGCACCACGCGCAGCUGAUGCCCCAGCUGCUGCAAGCCGUAUCCAUGGAUUCCCUGUCACAAUUUGCGGCGGCCACAUUUGCGGAGGAGCGGGAAGCCAACGUGGUUCGAUGCGCAGCCGCCGCCUUGCUGACGUCAUUAGCCGCUAGAAUCUCUUCACAUGUCGAUGUGUUAGACAAUCAGAUUUUAGAGCAGCUAAGGGCGAACAACUUUGUGGAAUGCUGUGUUGACAUACUCGUCGACUUUUGUAACGAGAAAGCAUACGUUAGUAAUAUCGAGCCAAACAUCCCAUGUUCCGUUCUGGAAAGAAGAACGGAACUGGAAGUACGCGCGCAGAAGUGUGGGGACGUGCAUAUAUCACCGUCGUUGGUGGCGCUGCGCGGGCGCCCGCCGCCGACGCCCUCUCUAGUCGCAGCUGUAGCUGACGUAUUGUUCAAUGUGAACGGGUUGUCCGGCUGCCCUGUGCAGGCUUGGAAUGAUCGCGGCUUAUAUCGACUGUUAUUUAGAUGCGCGUCGUGGUCGAAAGGCGAUGUCGCGGAGGCAUAUCGCGUGCGUCUCGCGUCGUGUCGCGCCUUGACUGUGGCCACCACGUACAAAUGUGUACGCUCAGCUCUCGCUACCACUAAGGACUGUCUGCUUAGCUUGCUGGCCACAUUGACGCCGUUUGAUGAAGAGGAAAUCGACAUCAACCAUAUGAAAGCGCGGACGCAGGCGUUGCUCCUUCUAUCGACGUUACUGACGGAGCGCGCUGUUAGCGACACCUUGUGGCGGACCAUGCGAGAUGCGAAGUCCUCGGCGUUUAUACAUACACUGCUGCAGUCUCUGCAUUCUGAUGACAUUGAUUUACAAGACGCAGCACUGUACUGUUUGACACAGUUCGCUCAGUCAGCUGUUCAAAAGAAGCAGCCAGAUAAGACGAGGGAUGAAAUCCGUGUCGGGUUCUUCGACAGUGUAAAGUCUCCAUUUGGAAGGCAACUAGAUGCCAGACAAGGGGCCGGCGAUGGAGACGACUGCGAACCAGAUUACAUGGCUGAGAAACUAUGUAAAAUACUUAUUCAUCUGUACAAGAAACUCUCCACGGAUGCUAAGAUUUUUGGGAAUCAAGACGAGCGCUGGCACCGCGCGACUUCCUGCCUGUCGUCAGUUUUAUCUAUAAGCCCGCGCUGCCGUCAGUACGGGGUGCACAGGCAGUUUCCACGAAUGCUUCUAGGCACCCUGCAAGCCGUCAGGGACCGCCUUGCUUUACAUGGUUCUAUUGACAGUUUGAGAAACGCUGCCAAAAACCCCACACUAGCAACUCUGUACUGGCUGCUGACACUGAUGGACUGCCACAUGCUAGAUUGCGUGCCGGCCAAGGACACCUUCGCAGAGGACGGUAUAGCGCUGUCGCUGAACCGCCUUUGGCCGUGGUGUAUGCUCACUCCCGAGCUACGAGAGGCUAUACUACAUCUUCUCUUUACGUUCACCAAUGAUUCUGCUAAAGCAUGGGGAGCGAUGUCCUCGUGUGUGGGCGGGCGCAGCCUGGCGGGCGAGGUGUGCGCGCUGACGUCACGCGAGGCCGCCAUGCAGAGCAAGCCCCGCUCCGACGCGCUGCUGCUGCUGUGUCUGCGGACCGUCACGCACCUCGUGCCGCACCACCACUGCCGGGCCAUCAUCAUCAAGAGUGACGUGGUAACGUGUAUGUACAAGCUGCGCGUCCGCGAGCGCGGCUCGAGCCCGGCGGGCGCGUCUUGGGCGCGGUUGUGCGAGGCGCUGGCGCGGCACGCGGACGGCGCGGCCGCCGUGCUGGCGCUGCGCCCGCUGCUGGCCGCGCCGCCGCUACGGGCGCGGCUCAUGCCGGCGCUGGCGCAUGUUGCCAGGCAUCGCCGCUCGGCCGUCCUACAAGCGCCGGACCUGCUAGAGUUGCUGUGUGGCACGCUGCUGGCGGGAGACACGGGUGAGAUCGUGUCGGCGGCGCGGGCUGUUUGGGCGUUGGCUGCUAACAACCACAAAGCGAAACUACUGUUGCGUAGCGCAGGCGUAGCGUCGGCGGUGCAAUCCGCGUUGCAACGCGUGCAACGCCUACCCAGCGACGGAGCAACGCAACGCGCCGUGCAACUACUACUGUAUACACACUCCAUUCUCCACAACACUUGAGAUAUCACGACUUCUGGUUAAUCGUGAUGCAUACUCCUCAUUUAUUUAGAUACAUGGUUUAUUCACGGGUAUUUUUUAUUCACUCCCAAUAUUUUCUAGAAUCAAUGUUCGUAAAUAUUUUACCAAUUUUCUGGUUACUUGUGAAUGCACAAAAAAUAUUUUAGGUUUGAUAUCUGGUGUUUGGACAACCUUGAAAGUAUUAGGGGUGAGAAAUAUAUAUAUUUUUUACGGUUUUUUGUACUUACGGAAUUGAAACAAUCUAGUAGACGUCUUCCGCCACGUUCGUAAGUAAAGAGCCUCUUUUUUUCCUUGGUAUAGAAUGCAUUGCGAAGCGAUUGUGGUUAUCGUCUAUAAUUGUUUUAUAUGGAUACUUGACUGGCAUUUUCUAUUUCAUGUGGUAGAACAAAGGAAACAUUUUUUAUUGUUUCAACAUGGAAUACGAGACUUGAGUUUUUGAUAAACGUAUGGAAGUUUGACUAUAUAGGAAUAAAAUACUUGUGCAUUGACUGAAGUGCCUUCAAUUUUUCAGUAUUAGCGUUGCAUUUAUUUGACAUUGACGAUGUUUUGUUUUUAUUUGGGGUAGGUUGAUGUAAAAACGAUUUUAAUUUUUCACCGACACUUUUUAGUCGUGAAUGAAUUUUUAUUGUUAUUUUUAAAUGUGAAUAUAGAAUGUUUUACUUUAAUAUUUGCGACGCAAUAUGCCAAUGAUGGUGGUGCAAGAUUCGUGAGAAAAAUGAAAUAAAAAUAUUUUUGUCAAAAA
Molecule: messenger RNA, 6954 nt
Organism: Pectinophora gossypiella (pink bollworm)
Lineage: Eukaryota; Metazoa; Arthropoda; Insecta; Lepidoptera; Gelechiidae
Product: rotatin-like
Exons: 33
Coding region: 105-6194 (2029 amino acids)
Biological process (GO): ciliary basal body organization; centriole replication; centriole-centriole cohesion
Cellular component (GO): centrosome; centriole; ciliary basal body
Source: RefSeq, a predicted model, not a curated record